AUGCCAAAGACAGCAGCAUCCUUAGCUCGGGGCUUAGCCUGUUUAUGUUGUCGGAAGAGGAAACUGAAAUGCGACGGAGGGCGCCCAGUAUGCCGUCAAUGUACGAAGAUGAAUCGAGCGGACGAAUGCGAAUACGACGACAUGAUGGUCAAGAGCAGGACCCAAAAGUUGCAGGAGAAGCUGAUGAUGCUGGAGACCAGACUUCGUGAGCUCGAAUCCGAGCCGUCGCAUUCGUCACAGACAUCGAGCGCCGAGACGUCACCAGCCGAGGCGGGGCCAUCAACGAUGCCACAGAGUGCCAUUCUCGCGCCGUUCCCUCCCUCAGCCAUCACUGAUGGGGAUUUUAACGCCUUAUCAACCACAUUUCAGGACUGGAACACCAUCGAUCCUGCAUGGUCCGCCAAUUCGCCAUCGUCCUCUUCAAGUUCUGUCGAUCUCGUUACUUUUCCCGGGCUCUUCGGAGAUGGGUCUGCAGACCAACUGUGGCCUUCCGUAACAGCAUCUUCGUCUCAGCUUGCGCCUUUCCUUGAGGGGAAUGAUAUUCCAGCAUCAGGAUUCGAAAUCAACCCUGACACGUACCCCGUGUCCACACAUGCAGAUCCAAACUUUGCUCCGUCCUCCUUCCCACAAUGGGAUCCCAAAACACCGUUGCCACACGAACAUAGGACGAUUCUAAUAAAUAUAUUUCUGCGACACCGCCAUCAAUUCUCCUUCGAAGGGGAUAUUUCGAGGUUCGAUGAGUCCGUGCCAGCUGCCCUCUUCCGUCCCGAACCUCAUCCUGCUCUCAUGAACGCUAUUUACCUCCUCGGAUGCCAUUUCGCCCGGUCUCCCUACUACUCCGGUCUCGAGCCUAUAUUUUUCAACAAUGCGCUAACCGAAAUAACCCUGGCGCUCGACAGCUCCGAUCGUCUCGUAGACAUUAUCGAAACCUCGUGUCUUCUUGCCGUAUACCUAUACAUCAACUCUCGUUUUCUCGAGGGUUACUGUCACGCUUUUUCCGCCGCACGCCUCGCCGUCGGUAUCGGUCUGCAUCAGAUUGCGUCGGCGCCGUAUGACUCGACCGCGUCAUCUUCCUCCACCUAUCAACAAGCAACUGUUUCGACUAUUCCUAUACCCGCGCCUCAGUCCCAGGAGGAGAUGCGUGACAGGAUUGCAGCUUUCUGGCAGGUGUUCAUUGUGGAUAGGUGUUGGACAAUUGCAAAUGGUCUUCCGUUGGCGCUACCCGACGGUGACAGUCAUAAUUCGCGCAUAAAGACCCCGUGGCCAAUGCCGCCCGAGCCGGGGAUCGAUGCUUCUACUUACAUUCCACUUCUUCGAGCCAAAGCAGUGGCCCUACUAGAAAGGGCAAGUCUCUCCAAUAAGAACGACGAUUAUUGGGCCAAUUACAACGCUGCUGAAAUUGCAUUAAAACGGCUAUACGCCUCGUUGCCUGCCUUUCUUGGCUUCGAACCUUGGCGGACGCAGGCACCGUUUAUAGACGUUGAGCUGUUCGCCAUCCAUAGUGCGGUCCAUGGCGCGCUCAUAUAUCUCUACAAGGACGUGAAUGAGGAGGAGACGCAGAAGGGCAUGAGGACUGUUCUGUCGCUCGUGCGCCAGCUGAGCAAUGACGAUUAUGAGUUCUUGGAACCUACCCUAUUCGCUACCUGGACCUGCGUAGCGAAGGAAUACAUAAGAUCCAUCCAUAUGGCAAACCAGAAUCCAGGUGGAUCGGACACAUACACUGUUUCUAUUGCCGAACAAGAACUGGACGUGUUAAUUAAUGCUAUGAAGAUGCUGAGCGCCUUUUUCCCAAUUGCGGGCGAGCAUGCCAAGAAGAUUGAGCAAGAGCUACAGCAGAUGCAAGGAUCGACAAGUUGA
Messenger RNA from Guyanagaster necrorhizus, 1857 nucleotides. RefSeq lists its product as uncharacterized. The record is from RefSeq and is a predicted model, not a curated record. Lineage: Eukaryota; Fungi; Basidiomycota; Agaricomycetes; Agaricales; Physalacriaceae. The coding region runs from base 1 to 1857 and encodes 618 amino acids. Gene Ontology annotation, molecular function: zinc ion binding; DNA-binding transcription factor activity, RNA polymerase II-specific; DNA binding. Gene Ontology annotation, cellular component: nucleus. The transcript is spliced from 8 exons. Gene Ontology annotation, biological process: DNA-templated transcription; regulation of DNA-templated transcription.